Molecule: messenger RNA, 2663 nt
Organism: Blastomyces gilchristii SLH14081
Lineage: Eukaryota; Fungi; Ascomycota; Eurotiomycetes; Onygenales; Ajellomycetaceae
Product: MFS transporter
Exons: 4
Coding region: 569-2053 (494 amino acids)
Biological process (GO): transmembrane transport
Cellular component (GO): membrane
Molecular function (GO): transmembrane transporter activity
Source: RefSeq, a predicted model, not a curated record
GCCACAGGUCCAGUGACCGCCCUUGCCCUAUCCGUUUUUGGGCAACCACGCCCAUAUACAAUAAUACAUGAAUAUAUCAACGACGACAGGAACUACUACAAGCAAGAAAAAUAAAGAAAUACGGUGAAGACAAGGAAACAAACUAUUGCAAGAGCCGGUAGAAAACCCCUAUGGAGCUCGAAAGUUUGAAUUUGGGCUCGGGUUAGCUGGCCGUAGCCGCCCACUCAGCUAAAUACUGCCCGUGGCCACCAGGUGCUACGAAACAGACACAAUUUUCGAAUUUGUCCUACAAGCAUACCUUGGAUUCAAAAGAUAAUUCCCGGUUGGUUGUGUCGAUCGCUCAACAUCCGCUUACAACAUGCUCUCUAACAUGCCGACUCGGGACUGAUUUUGUGGACCUCGGCCACCCGAUCACAUCCCGAAGUCAAAGCUUGAUUGUACCCGUGCCAAAAGAGCUUUCUAUAUAAUAAUACGACAUUCGCUACCCUAUUGGUAGCAGUUGUGCCAACAUUUGACACUUACCACUUUAGCUACAUUUAAAAGACAGCUAUCGCUCUACCAAUUGGGGAUGGGGUUGAAAUUCCCCGCCUCCGCUAGGGUUUCGUCGAUAGAUAGCCCUCUGGAGGGGUUAUGUGGAGAAGACCAUAUUCCCCCCGUUGCAACAACAAACCGAAUGUUAGAUAGGGAGAACAGUCUGCAACUGGAACGCAAACUGCGCCGGAAGGUAGAUAUCCGACUGUGUACCAUUUCUGGGAUCCUAUGUAGUUUGAAUCUCUUGGAUUCUGGCAUCAUCUCCUCGGCUUCCGUGACAAGCAUGAUAUCCGAUCUAUCACUGGAGGGAAACCGUUAUUCAGUAGCGAUCUUCAUUUUCACCAUAUCCAGUGUUGUUUUUCAGCUUCCGUCGACGGUUGCAGUGCGCUUCGUCGGGCCCCGGCGAUGGUUCUCCCUAAUCACUGUCUGUUUCGGGGUGAUUACCUUGUGCACGACCUUCAUACAGAACUGGAGGCAAAUGAUUGUUGUCCGGGUGUUUUUGGGCAUUUCGAUGUCCGGAAUCUAUCCAGGGCUGACAUAUCUGAUCAGUACCUGGUAUACGCGGGAGGAGCAGCAGCUUCGUUUCGCUUUCCUCCAGGCUGGGGAGGUCUUAGUCCUGGCAUCCGGGAACAUUAUGAAUUACGGCUUGAACCAUCUUGGCGGUAGAGCAGGACUCGAAGGCUGGCGGUGGAUGUUCUUGGUAAACGGGCUGAUAACUAUCUUCGUCGGCGUCAUCACGUAUUGGUGGAUGAUCGAUUUUCCAGAAAAUGCACAUCAUAGCUUUUGUUUCUUUACUGAGGAGCAAACAGGGAUAGCGACAGGGCGGAUCCAGAAAGACAGGAAAGAUGCGAUUCCAGAGCCGUUUUUCAUAUCCAAGAUCCUCGUUAAUUUUCUCGAUCUUAAACUGUACGGAUUCAGCUGUCUGUUUUUCCUGUUAAACCUGGUCUCGACUUCCCUUUCGUACUUUCUCCCUAUUCUCCUCCAAGGAGGCAUGGGCUUUGAUACAAAUAAAUCCAUUUUGCUAUCUGCACCUCCGUACUAUUACGCCGUAAUCCCCGUCCUCCUCACAUCUCUACUUGGUGAUAAACUCCGCCUGCACGGCCCCCUCAUCUUCUUCAACUCACUAAGCCUAAUCGCUGGCUUCCUAAUGCUCGGCCUUCCCGCCUCGCAGCAAGUCACAGUCCGCUAUAUCGGCAUAUUCCUCGCCACCGGCGCCUACGUCUCCAACUGGGCAGCCCUGAACGCUUACCAGGCGAACAAUAUCGUCGGGCAGUGGAAGAGGGCUACAGUGGCUGCGUCUGUGGCGGCUUGUAAUGGCCUAGGCGGCAUUGCGGGUAGCUUUAUUGUGAAAUCUAGUGAGGCUCCGACUUAUGGGACGGCGGUUUGGGUUUCUAUAGGUUCCCACGUUCUUAUGAUUGCGAUAAUUCUCGCGUUUUCCACGUACUUCUACGUCAUGAACCGGCAGCAAAGGACGAGCGGGAAACUGAUUGAGGGAGUGGAAGGGUUCCGCUAUACGUAUUGAGCUGUUUUUAAAUAUAUAUAUAUAGUAUGUAUGUAUACCCAGGACACCUCUAUAUUUUUGAGGUCAUCACUCCAUCCCCUACAAAACCAGGACUUGGUUUAUUCUCAAAGAAACUGUCACGAAAUUGCUUAACCUCUACAUAUUAAUAAGUUCUUUCUUUUUCUUUUUUUUCUUUUUUCUUUUUCUUUUUCUUUUUUCUUCGUAAACAGAACUUUGGGCUUCUAUGGAUAUAUUUUCGUUUGUAUUGUAGGCAAUAUAUCAAGUAGUUGGUUAUUCUUAAGAAGAAGCUAGCUACGGUUGUGGUUUCGCGAUUUUCAGGAUUCAGCGAGGAGGGCAAAAAGGAAAAACAAAAAGGACGUAAAUUUAGAACUAGUUAAUAUAAAGAAGGUAUCGGUUAGAAAACUGUGGGUAUUCAUGGCGUGUUGAUGGCGGCUUUCUCGAAGGGAAAAUAAUAAUGUGGAGUUAUUAAAACUGGAAAAUGGGGAAAGAACGCUAAAUAAACAGAGCAUACUUUAAUGGCAAGAUGGUAGAAAGAUACACAAAUCGAUCCGGGAAAAAAGGAGAAAAGAAAAGAAAUGAGAAAAAGGGAGAGGAGGUAAGGAGAAGAAUG